CCCACCGUUUGGUUGUUGACGUCACCACGUCCAGAUUACGAAUGGUACACGCGCGUGUACUCCGUCCAUGAGGAGGAGCAAACCAUUGCAGUUUGACAGCGGGGAAGAACAGAUCGAUUCUUUACUCUUUCUCGACUCCCAAACUACUCAAUUUUCCUCUUUCCACCCAUUUAAUUACCUCCAGUUCUUUCUUGCCUUUGAUCCUUUUAUUUUGGUGUCUGGGAGACGACCCAGAUUGUUCAGAUUUGUUCUUUUAUCCCCAUUGUUGCGGGGAUUCUUAUUAAAAGAUCAUUUCUUUGGUUGUUAGUUGUUCGAUUUUGUUUCCUGGAUGACGUUUCACACCGGAAGAUCGUUCAGGUUGUAUGGUUUGGAUCUCCAGCUACUUUUUCUUUUUGGUUCUCGAUUUUUUUAGGGUUCAAGAAAGGACUGUUUUGGAGAUCAACAGAACUUUCUAAGGUUUGUUCUUGGGGGCUCUAGACUAGGUUAAAUAUGUCAUCCGCGAGAAUGCCGUCGUCCAGAACGCGGGAAUCAAGAAAGACAACCAGGACAGAACGGCCGAAGGUGAAGCCCCGCCCACCGACCUCGCUGCAGCCCGUGAGAUCGAUGCCGCUCGAUUCCAGGAUUGCUGGCGGCUUGCCUUUCAUGGACGGGGGCAGAAAGGUCGAAUCGGGUGCGAAAUUUGCUUCUUUGAAGGAAAAGGAUACGAAAGAGAAGGGUAAGAGGGAUGCCAAGCGGAAGGAAAAUUUAUCGUACAGCUCGAAGCGCGACGAGAGACCUUCAGCGGAUGCGAAGGAUGUGGGGGAUGCCAAGGGGAACGAGGAAUCACCGUGCAGAUUGGAGACCACUUCUGGCGUGGAGAGACCACCGGAGGAAGCAAAGGAUAUAGGGGACGCCAAUUGGAACAAGGAUCUAUCAUACAUUUUGAAGAGCCCUAAUGGUGAGGACAGAUCUCUGGGGGAAGCAAAGGAUGUGGGGGACGCCGAGGGGUACGAGGAUUCGCCAUACAGCUUGAAGACCACUUUUUACAAGAACAGGCCUCUGGAAGAAGAGGAAGGAGAAGUUCGAUUGUCGAAUCCAGCGACUGCUAAAAUGCUUCCAAUCUCCCCAUCGAGGACCGAGUCCAAUUGGGGAGAUACCAGUUCGUUUGUGAUGAAAAAGAAACUUCAAGUUUGGUGUCAACUUUCUAACGGUGACUGGGCACUAGGGACCAUACUAUCAUCUUCUGGAUCAGAGUCUGUAAUAUCUCUUUCUGAGGGUGGAGUUUUAAAGGUCAACACUGAAAGUUUGUUAGCUUCAAACCCUGAAAUUCUUGAUGGGGUGGAUGAUCUUAUGCAACUUAGUUAUCUAAAUGAACCAUCGGUCUUGUACAACCUACAACUUAGAUACUCUCGAGAUUCAAUAUAUACUAAAGCAGGACCAGUUUUGGUUGCUAUCAAUCCAUUUAAAGAAGUACAUCUUUAUGGAAAUGAGUACAUUGAAGCAUAUAAACAUAAGUCUAUAAACAGUCCACAUGUUUAUGCAAUAGCUGAUACUGCCAUCCAUGAAAUGAUCCGAGAUGAUAUCAACCAGUCAAUUGUUAUAAGUGGUGAAAGUGGAGCAGGGAAAACUGAAACGGCAAAAAUAGCAAUGCAAUAUUUGGCUGCUCUUGGUGGAGGUAGUGGUAUUGAAUAUGAAAUUCUACAAACAAAUCCAAUACUUGAAGCAUUUGGGAAUGCAAGAACAUUACGAAAUGAUAAUUCUAGCCGCUUUGGAAAGCUCACUGCAAUUCAUUUUAGUGUGACUGGCAAAAUAUCUGGUGCCUCAAUUCAAACAUUUUUACUUGAGAAGGUACUCUAUCUGCCUGUUAGUCUGAUCUUUCCUUUAUUUGCUUGCUGUCCAUUUUUGAUUUGGAGUUCCUUAAACCUCAUGCAGUCAAGAGUGGUACAAUGUGCAGUGGGUGAGCGAUCUUAUCAUAUAUUUUAUCAGCUAUGUGCUGGUGCUCCCAAAUCUCUAAGAGCAAAAUUAAAUCUGAGGAAAGUGGACGAAUAUAAAUACCUGAAGCAGAGCAAUUGCUAUACUAUUGCUGGGGUUGACGAUGUUAAAAGGUUCCAUCUCGUUAUGAAAGCUAUGGAUGUUGUUCAUAUCAGCAAAGUGGAUCAAGAGAGUGUAUUUGCUAUGCUUGCUGCAGUUUUAUGGCUGGGUAACAUAUCCUUUAUGGUGAUUGAUAACGAAAAUCAUGUUGAAGUUGUUGCAGAUGAAGGUGCACAAACUGUUUCUAAGCUUAUUGGAUGCACUGUUUCUGAACUCAAUCUUGCCUUGUCAACUCGUAAGAUGAAAGUUGGCAAUGAUAACAUUGUCCAGAAGCUUACACUUGCACAGGCAAUUGAUACAAGAGAUGCAUUAGCAAAAUCGUUAUAUGCUAGUCUCUUUGAGUGGCUUGUAGGACAGAUCAAUAAAUCGCUUGGAAUAGGCAAGCGUCACACUGGAAGAUCCAUCAGUAUUCUUGAUAUCUAUGGAUUUGAGUCUUUUGAUAAGAAUAGUUUCGAACAAUUUUGCAUCAAUUAUGCUAAUGAAAGGCUGCAACAACAUUUUAAUCGCCACCUGUUUAAACUGGAACAAGAGGAAUAUGUUCAAGAUGGCAUAGACUGGGCAAAAGUUGACUUUGAGGAUAAUCAGGACUGCCUUAAUCUUUUUGAGAAAAGACCACUAGGGUUGUUGUCUCUUUUGGAUGAAGAGUCUACUUUUCCAAACGGGACUGAUCUUACAUUCGUGAAUAAGCUUAAGCAACAUCUUCAUUCUAGUCCAUGCUUUAGAGGAGAAAGAGACAAGGCUUUUACAAUACAUCACUAUGCAGGGGAGGUGGUCUAUGACACAACUGGGUUUUUGGAGAAGAAUAGGGAUCUACUGCACAUGGAUAUUAUUCAGCUCCUUGCUAAUUGUAAAUGCCAUCUUCCUCAAAUCUUUGCUUCAAAAAUGCUAUCUCAAUCUGAAAAUUCAGCAGCUAGUCCAUAUAGAUUCAAUGUUGCAGAUUCCCAAAAGUUAAGUGUUGCAUCAAAGUUUAAGGGGCAACUAUUUCAACUGAUGCAAAGACUUGGGAAUACAACACCUCAUUUCAUACGCUGCAUUAAACCAAACAACUCGCAACUUCCUGAAACAUAUGAACAAGGACUUAUAUUGCAGCAGCUUAGAUGUUGUGGAGUUCUAGAAGUGGUUCGUAUAUCAAGAUCUGGUUAUCCUACCAGAAUGUCUCACCAAAAAUUUGCUAAGAGGUAUGGCUUUCUCCUCGAGAAUGUUGCAUCUCAAGAUCCUCUAAGUGUCUCAGUGGCAAUACUCCAACAGUUUAGCAUUAUUCCAGAGAUGUAUCAAGUUGGUUACACAAAAUUAUUUUUCCGAACUGGACAGAUUGGUUUACUUGAAGAUACAAGAACUCGUACUCUUCAUGGCAUUUUAAGGGUGCAAAGCUGUUUCAGAGGUCAUCAAGCUCGGCUUUAUGUGAAAGAACUUAAAAAAGGAAUUGUUGCAUUGCAAUCAUUUAUUCGGAGUGAGAAGACGAGGCGUGUGUCCUCAGGUUUGCUUCAGAGGCACAGAGCUGUGAUUGCUUUGCAGAGAAAUAUAAAAUGCCGAGCUGCUAGGAGGAACUUUGUUGACGUCCGUAAUGCAUCAAUAGCAAUACAAUCUGUCAUCCGUGGAUGGCUUGUUAGGAGGUGUUCCAGAGAUGUCGCUUUGCUCAAUGCAAAUAAGCAUAUUGGAGGUACAAAGGGUGAGGAACCAGAAGAGAAUUUGGUGAAGUCAUCUGUCCUUGCGGAACUAGAAAGGAGGGCUUUAAAAGCCGAGGCGGCACUGAGGGACAAGGAAGAAGAGAACAACAUUCUUCACCAGAGGCUUCAACAGUAUGAGAGUCGAUGGUCCGAAUAUGAGCAAAAGAUGGAAUCCAUGGAAGAAGUGUGGCAGAAGCAGAUGGCAUCCUUGCAGUCUAGCCUCUCGGUCGCAAAGAACAGCUUUGCUAUUGAUGACAUUGAACGACAUUCUGUUGCAUCACUAGAUCAAAGUUGGAGUAGCACAGACCCCAUCAGGGCCAAGGGAUGGGAGAAUGGAAAGCGAUCAGUUUCUCGAGCAAUUAACAGAGAUAUGAGCUCUGGCCUGAGCGUCAUCAGCCGUCUGUCUGAAGAAUUUGAGCAGCGGACACAGGUGUUUGCAGAUGAUGCAAAGUUUUUGAUGGAGGUGAAGUCUGGUAAGUCAGAGGCCAGCCUGAAUCCAGAAAGAGAACUGAGGAGGCUAAAACAAGACUUUGAACUAUGGAAAAAGGACUUCAACUCUCGUUUACGAGAGGCAAAGAUGGUCAUAAACAAGCUUGGAACAGAUGAUGCAGGUUCUGACAAGGGAAAGAGGAAAUGGUGGGUGAGAUUGAAUAGUAGAAGGAUAAUGUGAAACGGCAACAAAACGGCCAUAUUGCACUGUCAUAAGCCCUUGUGAUUAUAUAUGCAUAUUGAAGGAGAAGACUUCUGUUGUGUAUUAUCACUGAGUUACGAAUGAUCAAAAGCUUGGCAUUUAUUAUUAGCUUUUGCUAUGUAUCUGCUGUAUAUUGCCCCAAAAAAACAUCAUUGUUUAUGAAUGAUUAUCCAGAUAUGCUCCAUUUCCAAGUAUCAUAACAUUGUUUAU
Messenger RNA from Musa acuminata AAA Group (dessert banana), 4638 nucleotides. RefSeq names its product myosin-1-like. The transcript is spliced from 22 exons. The record is from RefSeq and is a predicted model, not a curated record. Gene Ontology annotation, molecular function: actin filament binding; microfilament motor activity; ATP binding. Bases 490 to 4407 code for a protein of 1305 amino acids. Gene Ontology annotation, biological process: actin filament organization; vesicle transport along actin filament. Lineage: Eukaryota; Viridiplantae; Streptophyta; Magnoliopsida; Zingiberales; Musaceae. Gene Ontology annotation, cellular component: actin cytoskeleton; myosin complex; vesicle.